Molecule: messenger RNA, 2296 nt
Organism: Octodon degus (degu)
Lineage: Eukaryota; Metazoa; Chordata; Mammalia; Rodentia; Octodontidae
Gene: Slc13a2
Product: solute carrier family 13 member 2
Exons: 12
Coding region: 82-1842 (586 amino acids)
Biological process (GO): monoatomic anion transmembrane transport
Cellular component (GO): membrane
Molecular function (GO): transmembrane transporter activity
Source: RefSeq, a predicted model, not a curated record
UGGCUGGCUGGCGUGUCUCUGGUCCUUCAGUUCUCUGGCUCCAGGACGCAGUGGCUCCAGCAACCUCACUUGGUCCACACCAUGGCCUCCUGCUGGCAGGGUCUGUGGGCUUAUCGCUCCUUCCUGUUUGUGUUAUUUCUGCCCAUUUUGCUGCUGCCUCUGCCCAUCCUCAUCCCCAACAAGGAAGCCUACUGUGCCUACACCCUCAUCCUCAUGGCGAUCUUCUGGUGCACUGAGGUCCUGCCGCUGGCUGUCACCGCUUUCUUCCCUCUCUUCCUGUUCCCUCUGAUGGGCAUCAUGGAAGCCUCUGAGGUCUGCAUUGAGUAUCUGAAGGACACCAGUAUCUUAACAAUCGGGGGGCUGAUGGUGGCCAUUGCUGUGGAGCACUGGAACCUGCACAAACGCAUCGCCCUCCGGACACUCCUCCUCAUUGGGACACGGCCUGCCCUGCUGAUCCUGGGCUUCAUGGUGGUCACAGCCUUCCUGUCCAUGUGGAUCAGCAACACAGCCACCUCAGCCAUGAUGGUGCCCAUUGCUCACGCAGUCCUGGAGCAGCUGCACAGUACACAAAAGGACAUCAAGGGAGAGAACGACAACCCCACCUUCGAGCUUCAGGAGCCAAGUUCCCAGAAGGAGGUGGCCAAGCUUGAAAAUGGCCAGGUCACACCUGUUCAUUCAGAGUCAACAACCAAGAGGACCAAGGAGGAGCUCCGCUUUACUCAGGGAAUGUCCCUAUGCGUCGCCUACUCAGCCAGCAUCGGGGGCAUUGCCACACUGACCGGCACCACACCCAACCUGGUGCUGCAAGGCCAGUUGAACUCGAUCUUCCCUGAAAACCCCAACAUCGUGAACUUUGCCUCUUGGUUUGGCAUUGCCUUCCCCUCCAUGGUCAUCUUGCUGCUGUUGUGUUGGCUAUGGCUACAGAUUCUCUUCUUGGGUUUCAACUUCAAGAAGAACUUUGGCAUUGGAGAUCAUAGGAAGGAGAGAAAUCAAGUGGCCCUUCAGGUCAUCCAGACACAGCACAAGAUGCUGGGUCCCAUGAGCUUUGCCGAAAAGGCUGUCACUUUCCUCUUCGUCACACUGGUGGCGCUAUGGUUCACGAGAGAGCCAGGCUUCUUCAGUGGCUGGGGUAAUCUGGCUUUUGCCAACAGCAAGGGGGAAAGCAUGCCAUCUGAUGGAACUGUGGCAAUGUUCAUCAGUAUAAUUCUAUUCAUUGUGCCCUCUGAGUUCCCAGGGCUGACCCAGGACCCAGAACACCCAGGGAAGCUGAAGGCCCCACCUGCCCUCCUCACCUGGAAGAUCGUGAACAAGAAGAUGCCCUGGAACAUUGUGUUGUUGCUAGGUGGUGGCUUUGCCCUGGCCAAAGGUAGUGAGAAAUCUGGCCUAUCCAAGUGGGUGGGGGACAGACUGUCCCCACUGCAGCACGUGCCAUCUCCUGCCACUGCCUUCAUUGUCUGUCUCCUGACUGCUACCUUCACCGAGUGCAUUAGCAACGUGGCCACCACCACACUCUUCCUGCCCAUCUUGGCCUCCAUGGCUCAGGCCAUCUGCAUCCACCCACUCUAUGUCAUGCUCCCCUGCACCUUGGCUUCCUCCCUGGCCUUCAUGCUGCCUGUGGCCACCCCGCCUAACGCCAUCAUCUUCUCCUUUGGGGAUCUCAAAGUGACGGAUAUGGCCCGUGCUGGAUUCCUGCUCAACAUCAUCGGGGUGCUGGUCAUCAUGCUGGCCAUCAACAGCUGGGGCGUCUCUAUCUUCAACCUGCACACCUUUCCCUCAUGGGCCCAGUCAAACAUCACCCAGUGCCUCCCCAGCCAGCCCAGCUUCACCACACCUAGCCCCUAGAUUGGGUGCAACCUGGCUAAGUCCACCUCCAUCCCACUCCUCUGAGCCAAGAGGAGACACCCCAAGCUCCAAGCCCAGGGCCAAGAGCUGCCAGAAAAGUCUGUGUGUUCACCACCUCAUGCGUAUCCAUGAGAAGGUGUGCACCCUCUCCAGAGUGUCAGAGGAAAAUGAUUGUGUCUGAAUUUGUAUGUAUACACGUGUGUGAAUGAGGGCUUCCAGUGGGGCUUUGUAUGCAGGCUUGACAGGGCACACGUGUGCAUCUGCAAAAAACACACAUGUCCUUCCUUGUCUUCCUGGCUUGGGAGCCAGACCCCUUUGCACAUAUUUAUUGAAACUUUGGGUUAGAGUGGCCUGGAAGCAAGGCCUGCUAUGGGCACAGCCUUUGGGACUCCAGCCCAGUCUCCCCAGGUUUGGGAAGGGUUCAGAUGUUAGCCACAUUAAAGCCUUUUCCAGU